Messenger RNA from Chenopodium quinoa (quinoa), 1909 nucleotides. RefSeq names its product aldehyde dehydrogenase family 2 member C4-like. The coding region runs from base 168 to 1676 and encodes 502 amino acids. The transcript has 9 exons. Gene Ontology annotation, molecular function: aldehyde dehydrogenase (NAD+) activity. NCBI's taxonomy places the organism in Eukaryota, Viridiplantae, Streptophyta, Magnoliopsida, Caryophyllales, Amaranthaceae. The record is from RefSeq and is a predicted model, not a curated record.
ACACACUUGCAUUACAUGCAAAAAAGCUUAUCUUUUCGCUCUAUUUUGUUUCACACUUUCACAUACUAUGUAAUAUUUAUUUCAUUGAUCAUAUUAUAUGUACAACUAAAAAAAACGGCUAAGAUCAAAAUAUAGUGGUGAAGAAUUAGACGUUAGAAAGUGAGAAAAUGGAAGAUUAUGUAUCAAAUGGAAGCUCAAAUUCGUGCGUUAAAAUCCCAGAAAUUAAGUUUACCAAGCUCUUCAUCAAUGGAGAAUUUGUGGAUUCCUUUUCAGGAAAAACUUUAGAGACAAUUGAUCCAAGAAAUGGUGAAAUGAUAGCAAAAGUGGCUGAAGGAGAUAAAGAAGAUGUUGAUUUGGCUGUCAAGGCAGCUCGAAAAGCCUUCGAUCACGGGCUUUGGCCUCGUAUGUCCGGAUAUGAAAGGGGAAGGGUGAUGAUGAAAUUCGCGGACUUAAUCGAGGAGCAUGUGGAAGAACUUGCUAUAUUAGAUACAAUUGAUGCAGGAAAGCUCUUUGGAGCAGGGAAGGCCCAGGACAUCCCUGGAGCAGCUCGCUGCCUACGAUACUAUGCAGGAGCCGCGGAUAAAAUCCAUGGUGAGACAUUAAAGAUGUCGCGUUCAAUGCAGGGCUACACCCUAAGGGAGCCUAUAGGUGUUGUUGGCCAUAUCAUUCCAUGGAAUUUUCCGACUACUAUGUUUUUUCUCAAAGUGGCUCCUUCGUUAGCUGCUGGUUGUACUAUGGUGGUUAAGCCUUCUGAGAAAACUCCACUUUCCGCUCUUUACUAUGCUCAUCUUUCGAAGUUGGCUGGUGUACCGGAGGGAGUGCUAAAUGUUGUAAAUGGAUAUGGACAUACUGCCGGAGCUGCAAUAUCAUCACAUAUGGACGUCGAUAAAUUAAGUUUUACAGGAUCUCCAGAAGUAGGGCGCCUUGUAAUGCAAGCUGCUGCAACAAGCAACUUAAAACCUGUUACCCUGGAACUUGGAGGGAAAUCGCCUCUCAUCAUUUUCGAUGAUGCUGAUAUUGAUGCUGCAACUGACCUUGCUCUUCAGGGCUGCCUCUACAAUAAGGGUGAAAUUUGCGUGGCAGGAUCCCGUGUUCUUGUUCAAGAGGGAAUAUAUGAGGAAAUGAAAAGAAAACUAGCAGAAAAGGCUAAAUCUUGGGUUGUUGGUGAUCCAUUUCACCCUAAUGUUCAACAAGGACCUCAGGUUGACAAGAAGCAAUUUGAGAGAGUACUUUCAUAUAUCAAGAGAGGUAAAGAAGAAGGCGCUGAUUUAUUAGUUGGAGGCGAGCCAUGUGGUGAAAAGGGAUACUAUAUUGCCCCAACAAUAUUCUCAGAUGUCAAGGACGGUAUGCAGAUAGCAAAGGAUGAAAUUUUCGGGCCUGUAAUGUCUUUGAUGAAGUUCAAGACUGUAGAUGAUGCAAUACAAAGAGCAAAUGCUACAAGGUAUGGGUUAGCAGCUGGGAUCAUGACAAAGAAUAUAGACAUUGCUAACACCGUGUCACGGUCCAUUCGUGCUGGUACCAUUUGGAUCAAUUGCUUCUUUGGUUUCGAUUGUGAUGCUCCGACAGGCGGGUAUAAAAUGAGUGGGUUUGGGAGAGAAUCAGGACUCGAUGGCUUAUGUAUGUACACUCAAGUCAAAUCGGUUGUCACCCCUCUUCACAACUCCCCUUGGUUAUAAAACAACAUGAACAAUAAUUAAGGUUUAUGAGUUUAUCAAUGACAAUUGAAGAGCUUGUGUUUUUAUUUAUUUUUUUUAUUGGUUAUUUCAUCAUUGUAUACGUUAAAAGAUUUGUGAAAUAUAAUCAAUGGUGUAACUAGGGGCAUGGGUGACACGUGCGUCACCAAAAUAUAAAUUUCCGGUUCAAGUCAAUUGCGUGCUUUACUAAAUUGUAUAUUCACAUGGAAAAGACU